AUGCAGUUGACGCAAGAUGAAAAACAUAGAUUACCCCUUGGUGCUUACAGUCUUGAGAAUCACGCCUAUGUUGACGAAUGUUUUUGUGGAGCUCAUGAACUAGAGUUAGCCGUACGGAAACGUGAUAAAUUGUGCAAUAUCUUACUUUCUGCUGGAAUAGAGUUAGAUAAAUGGUCGGCAAACUGUACUGAACUUCUUCCCCCACAAACAAAGUCUGCGAGUCUUGAAAACGACAGGCAGAUCGCGCGAACCGAAUCCGUCAAAACCUUAGGAUUGCAUUGGAAUCCAAAGAAAGAUGCAUUCGAAUUCAGUUUCACAAAAAUACAUUCCCAGUCCUAUGUCCUUACCAAACGUUCAGUAUUAUCAAUUAUCUCUCAGUUAUUUGAUCCUUUAGGUUGGCUGGCUCCUAUAAUCAUUACGGCUAAAAUUUUGAUGCAAGACUUAUGGAUUUUGAAAUGUGAUCGGGAUUCGCCUUUACCUCCUGAUGUUCUCAGACGUUGGCACGAAUAUAGCAGUGCAAUGUUCGCGGUUUCUAAUAUUACAAUCAACCGUUGGUUAGGUACCUUACCAAGUUCGGGAUGUCAUCUUCAUGGGUUUGCUGACGCUUCAUCUCGUGCUAAUGCAGCCGCUGUUUAUCUCAAAGUCUCGUUAGGGGAUAAAGAAACUCACAUUUCUGUAUUAACUGCUAAAACUAAGGUCAGUCCAGUAAAAACAAUAAGCAUCCCAAAUCUUGAAUUGAAUGCAGCAGCUCUUCUUGUCAAAUUAAUUUGUUAUGUUAGAAAACUGCCAGGUUUUAAUGAUUUUCCGGUUUUUUCUUGGUCUGACAGUCAAGUCGUCCUCUCUUGGUUGCGAAAACAUCCUUGUCACUGGAAAACUUUUGUUGCUAACAGAGUAGCCUUUAUUCAAACUGAGCUGCCCUCAGCUGAAUGGAGACACGUGACGACGAAAGAUAAUCCAGCUGACCUGGCAACCCGUGGUGUUAAACCUACUGAGCUCAGUAGUAAAGAAAUUUGGUGGAAUGGGCCAAAAUGGCUUUCGUUAACUGAUGAAAACUGGCCCCAGCAGCCCGAAACAUCUAGAUCAUUGCACGUAGUGAAUCAAUACAACGAACCAGAAAUUCUUUCACGAUUCUCCAAUUUAUCACGGCUGAUCCGUGUAGUAGCGUACUGCCGACGUUUCUUUGUAACGUUGCGUGACCGUGUGCUUGGAAAGGAAACAAAUACUUCGUUUCUUAUGGCAACUGAACUCAUGCAAGCUCGUCAUGCUAUCAUCCGUUUAGCUCAAACAGCUGCUUUUAGCGCUGAAAUCGAACAUUUGAAGACUAAAGAGUCUUUACCUAAACGCAACCUCCUUCGGAAAAUGAACCCUUUUGUAGGAGAUGAUGGUAUUUUACGAGUAGGAGGUCGUUUGCAUCAUUCUUCGCUGGCACAUGAAAUGAAACACCCUCCCAUUUUACCAUAUCGUUCAGCUCUUAGUCGUCUGUUUAUGCACCAAGCUCACCUUUCGUCUCUUCAUGGUGGACUCAUUUUGACGACAUCCUUUUUACUUCAAAACGUUUGGAUCACGUGA
This is a messenger RNA of Leptopilina heterotoma, 1569 nucleotides long. RefSeq lists its product as uncharacterized. NCBI's taxonomy places the organism in Eukaryota, Metazoa, Arthropoda, Insecta, Hymenoptera, Figitidae. The record is from RefSeq and is a predicted model, not a curated record. Bases 1 to 1569 code for a protein of 522 amino acids. The transcript has a single exon.